Drosophila sulfurigaster albostrigata is the source of this 5000-nucleotide messenger RNA. RefSeq names its product probable phospholipid-transporting ATPase IIB. The record is from RefSeq and is a predicted model, not a curated record. Gene Ontology annotation, molecular function: ATPase-coupled intramembrane lipid carrier activity; magnesium ion binding; ATP hydrolysis activity. Bases 750 to 4571 code for a protein of 1273 amino acids. Gene Ontology annotation, biological process: phospholipid translocation; endocytosis; retrograde vesicle-mediated transport, Golgi to endoplasmic reticulum. The transcript is spliced from 6 exons. Gene Ontology annotation, cellular component: trans-Golgi network; endosome; plasma membrane. Lineage: Eukaryota; Metazoa; Arthropoda; Insecta; Diptera; Drosophilidae.
UGUUUUAAUGGAAAUGUGUGUGUGUGGCCCGGGCCAUGGCCUUCUACUAAUAAAACUGAACGACGCGUUGUUAUUGUUUUUGUCGUUUAUUGUUGUCGCGAAUAGUAUGCUGUAGACUGCCAACCGGUAGUACAAUCAAUUGCUCAUAAAUAGUUAUCAAUGGUAGCGCUUGAUUAUUUGUCUAAGCAUUACACAGUGAAUUUCAAGAUUGUGAUAACUAGAUGACGUCGUCCGAGGAACGCCCGCAUUUCAGUUUCUCGAGCAGACGCGAAUUGUUAAUACCUUUAACGCUUUGCAAAGUGAAGUUCAUAAAUGUUUACGCGCCUAAAUAAAACACUUGAUAAGGCAACGCCAACAGCAGCUGCACGUUUUGUUUACCCCGCAGUCAAAGCGUUGAAAGUGGUCGUCGUAUAAUGCAUUUGCGUUAUUCUAUUGGAGAUUGAAAACGUGGCACGCUGACGCCAAGUUAGCAAUAACAAUAACAACAGGGAAACAAACAAAAAGCUGCAUUUAAAAAAUAGAGAGUGAAAGAGAGACAAUUAAAGGAUAAAGCAACCACUGGGAAUUGUUUGAACGCUGUAAAGAAGUCAAAGAAGAUUUUUAUAAAUGUUUCGCAAAAAGCAAAAAAAGUCACACCUGUAUUAACUAAAACUUGCGCUCGCUUCCACUCUCUCUCUAGCUCGCUCUCUAUUCACCUCUCUUAGACUCAGACACACACACAUACGCAAUCAAAGAAGCUCUCUUACGCCAUGACUGAUAACGAGCUGCCUUCGACGCUACGUGACUUCGACGAAGAGAGCGAAGAGACUGAUUCAGAAACUGAAUUGCUCAUACGACACACAGGCAGCAACAUCGACGCUGUCAUCGCUAACAGCAACAACAAAAGCAAUAGCAAGUACAACAACAACAGCAACCAGAGACGACGCAAAAGCUCAACUGGUUACAGCGGCAUUGGCGGCAUUGUUAGCCCCUCUAAUAACGGCGGCAGCGCCAACACUUUUCUGGGCAAUCUAUUCAGUCUUGGCUCAGCCGCCGGCCAGAUACGUUAUAGAAAUGAGCGGAGUCGCGAGCGCGCCAAAUACUCAAAUAGCAACAACAGCGGCAGUGCAUCGCGAGACAUUACGUCGACGGGUGGCGCUAGUGCAACGAAACUGGCGCAACUAACAAAAACGGGCGCCAGCGGCGUCGAUAGCUCCGCGUCGCAUGCGACAACAGCAAAUGUCACCGCCUCCUCCGCCUCAGCCUCAGCCGCCGACACUGCAGGCAACGCAUCGAACGGUAUUGGCGCGCAUACGGUGAUCGAUCCCGAGAACGGCUCUUCCACGGUAUUCUAUCAAAACAACAGACGUCGCAGCAAGAGUCGCAGCAUCUCCAAUGUCUGUAAAAUGUGUCUCUGCAGUUGUUGGAAAAAAUGGUUCAGGCCCCGCGAGUUGAGAGCUCGUAACGUCAACUUGGGCAGGCCAAACACUGAGAAGUUUCCUCCCAAUGAGAUUCGCAAUCAGAAGUACAAUUUUAUAACGUUCCUGCCAUUGGUGCUGUUCGAGCAGUUUCGCUUUUUUCUCAAUCUGUACUUUCUGUUAAUGGCGCUGUCCCAGUUCAUACCAGAUAUCCGCAUCGGCUAUCCCUACACUUACUGGGGUCCACUUGGUUUUGUGCUGAUGGUAACAAUUUGCCGUGAGGCAGUCGACGAUCUUCGACGUCAUCAGCGGGAUCACGAGGUCAAUUCCCAAAAAUAUAAAAGGCUGUCAGCAACACAUGGCAAUGGCUAUGAAAUGGUGCCCAGCUCUAAGUUAAAAGUGGGCGAUGUUAUUAUUGUGGAGAAAAACGAGCGAGUUCCCGCUGAUCUUAUUCUGUUACGGACUAGCGACCGGAGUGGAUCGGUCUUUGUGCGUACCGAUCAAUUGGAUGGUGAGACGGAUUGGAAACCCCGAUUGGCGGUGCCUUACACACAGAAACUUAGUAGGGACGCGGAUCUAUAUAAUAUCGAUGCUAGCUUCUAUGUGGAGAAGCCACAGAAUGACAUUCACAGCUUCAUUGCUACGUUCUGCAUGACGGAUGGUAGCGAAGACACUGGACUUAGUGUGGAGAACACGCUGUGGGCUAACACAGUUGUUGCUGCCGGCACCGCCACUGGCAUUGUUAUCUACACUGGAUGUGAGACACGCAGCGUCAUGAAUAACUCUCAGCCACGCUCUAAGGUGGGAUUGCUAGACACAGAGAUCAAUGGAUUGACCAAGGUGUUAUUCUGUGCAGUACUGGGACUCUCGCUGGUCAUGAUGAUGCUGAAGGGAUUCGGUGGUCCUUGGUAUCGCUACAUGUUCCGAUUUGUGUUACUCUUCUCUUACAUUAUACCGAUCAGUUUGCGUGUGAAUCUCGAUAUGGGCAAGGCUUUCUACUCGUGGCAAAUGCAAAACGAUGACAACAUUAAAGGCACUGUGGUGCGAUCAACGACAAUACCAGAGGAGCUGGGACGCAUCUCAUAUGUGUUGACGGAUAAGACAGGCACUUUAACACAAAAUGAAAUGGUUUUCAAAAAGAUACAUUUGGGUAUCGUGUCACAUGACGCGGAUACCUUUCAUCAUAUUGGGCAGAUGAUACAAAAGUUAUCGGGUAAUAUACUGCAGCAGCAACAACAGCAAGGCAGCCUAUCGAGCUCAAGCAGUGCGGGCGAAAAUAAACCGAUUAUGUUUGCUGGCAAUCGUAUGCGUCGUCCCGAGGGAUGGCGCGAAUGGGAGGCAGUGCGUGCUCUGGCGCUGUGUCACAAUGUGACGCCGGUAAGCGACGAGGAGGACAAUCGUUCAGUGUCAACCGCUUCAACGGUAACUGGUGGCAAUAAUUCACCUACCAAAUCUGUGAUAAAUAUUGAGGCUCCUGGCAGUACAGACACGGAGCAUCAGUAUCAGGCCGCCUCACCCGAUGAGAUUGCGUUGGUUAAGUGGACCGAGCAGGUUGGUCUAACUCUAAUAGCUCGCGAUCUUAACACUAUGACGCUGCAAGUGAAGACUGCCAGUGAUGAGAAUGACAUCCUGCUUCACUAUCAGAUUCUGCAGCUUUUUCCCUUUACGAGCGAGAGCAAGCGCAUGGGGAUAAUUGUGCGUGAAAGCAAGACGGGCCAGAUAACCUUCUACUUAAAGGGCGCCGAUGUGGUCAUGUCCACCAUUGUUCAGUACAACGACUGGCUAAGCGAGGAAUCAGGCAAUAUGGCUCGUGAGGGUCUUCGGACGCUUGUCGUCGCCAAAAAGGUGCUUACCGAAGAACAGUACAACGAUUUCGAGAUGCGAUACAAUGCAGCUCGCCUGAGCAUUACGGAUCGCGUGGCCAAAGUAACCGCAGUCACAGAGUCGCUGGAACGUGAAAUGGAACUUUUGUGUCUCACCGGUGUAGAAGAUCGGCUGCAGGAGAAUGUAAGACCUACCUUGGAGCUUUUACGCAAUGCGGGUGUACGCGUCUGGAUGCUGACAGGCGACAAGUUGGAGACAGCUUGCUGCAUUGCCAAAUCGUCACAAUUAAUUGGACGCAACCAGGGUCUCUAUGUGCUGCGCUCAGUAAAGACACGCACAGAGGCGCAUCAAGAGCUUAAUCACUUUCGUCGCAAACAGGGUCAUGCUCUGGUUAUAUCUGGCGAAUCACUAGAGGUAUGCCUGCAGUAUUAUCGGCUCGAGUUUCUGGAGCUGGCAACUGCCUCGCCGGCGGUCGUAUGUUGCCGUUGCUCGCCCACCCAAAAAGCCCAAGUGGUGGCGCUCAUCCAGAAACACACCCGCAAGCGCACAUGUGCUGUGGGCGAUGGGGGUAAUGAUGUAAGCAUGAUUCAGCAGGCAGAUGCUGGAGUUGGCAUCGAGGGACGUGAAGGUCGUCAGGCUUCGCUCGCAGGAGACUUUAGCAUUCCUCAGUUCUCACACAUUGCCAAGCUGUUACUGAUCCACGGGCGGCGCAGCUACAAACGCUCUGCAGCCCUUUCCCAGUUCGUUAUACACCGUGGACUAAUAAUUACAACAUUGCAAGCAGUUUUCUCGGCUGUGUUCUAUCUGAGCUCGGUGGCCCUUUAUCAGGGCUUCUUAAUGGUCGGUUAUUCCACACUGUACACCAUGUUUCCUGUGUUUUCAUUGGUACUGGAUCAGGACAUUACCUCGGAGACUGCUGUCACAUAUCCGGAGCUAUACAAAGAUCUAUCAAAGGGACGUAGUCUCAGUUAUAAGACCUUCUUCAUUUGGGUAUUGAUCAGCAUUUACCAGGGAGGAGUCAUCAUGUACGGUGCGCUCAUACUAUUUGUGGAUGAGUUUAUACACAUUGUGGCUAUCAGUUUCUCAGCUCUAAUUAUGACUGAGCUCAUCAUGGUUGCGCUAACAGUACGCACCUGGCACAGGCUUAUGGUCUUGGCGGAACUAUUCAGUUUGGCGCUUUAUCUAAUCUCGCUGGCUGUCUUGCAUGAAUAUUUUGACUGGGAAUUUAUCUGGUCUUACGACUUCCUCUGGAAAGUAUCGCUCAUCACAGUCGUCUCCUGCUUACCUCUGUAUAUAAUCAAAUUUUUGCGCAAGAAAUGCUCGCCCCCAUCCUAUUUAAAACUCUCUUAGACGUGGAAAUGGCCGUGCAAUCCUCGAACUUUUGGUUAUUGAAAGAAUAUCUACACUUUCGUAAAUUAUUUUGCACAGUUCUUAUGUUGUUUUGUCCAAGUUCUGCCAACCACUCAACAAACCCCAUGCGUGAUAUAAAGUGUAAUUACUUACCUUUUGCUAUCUCUCCCAUCAUGUUUUAUUUGUACAAUUUGUUAAACUACGCAAAAGUGAAAUGAAAGUGAUUUGUAUACACAUUUAAAUGAUGAUUAAUGUUUAAGUCGCAAUAAACCAAAUUAUGUUACUAAUUAUUUAAUGAUAAAGUAAAUGUAUCUAUGACUAAACCUGAAAUCAAUUAUAAAUGUAUGAAAAAAAUCGACAAAUAGAUUUUGUAUUAAGUAUUAGAAAUCACAACAUAUUAAUAAAUACAUCUAUGAUAACAAUAAAUAA